UAUCAUAGACACUAUGGGUUAUGCAUUCACUUAUCCAUUAGUUUACCACUUGACCAAAGUCAAGAUAGCAACAUAUACCCAUUACCCUACUAUCAGCUCUGAUAUGCUAAAUCGUUUAUAUGAAAAAAGAUUCGCAUACAAGAAUAAUAAGGCAGUUGCAAGUAGUAUUAUUUGGAGUACAGGGAAGGCUAUCUAAUUUUCAGUUGCUAUUGAUGUAUGAACAACAUCACAAAAUAUAGCUAUUAUCGGAUUUUCGCCAAGAUUUAUGGAUUUUGUGGUUCAUAUGCCAAUAUAGUCACUGUCAACUCUACCUGGACAAAAAAUCACAUUGAUCAACUAUGGCAUACCAAUGCAGAAAUUGUAUAUCCUCCCUGCGAUACAGAACGGCUCAACGCGUUAUCUAUCGAGCAUCGUAACCAUCAAAACCCAUUCAUUGUUAGUGUAGCACAAUUUAGACCUGAAAAAGACCAUUCUUUACAAAUCCAAGCAAUGGCGGCCCUCUUUAAACGCUUUCCCCAGUGGAGAAAAUCAGCUACAAUCGUGCUGAUUGGCAGUUCACGAAAUGAGGGUGAUGCUAAUCGAAUCGAUGCAUUGAAAAGAGAAGCGAAAGACUUGGGGAUUGAGGACGCUGUACGAUUUGAGAUCAAUGCUCCUUAUGAUUUGCUCGUUUCAUACUUGGGCAAAGCCAAGGUUGGGCUUCAUACUAUGUGGAAUGAACAUUUUGGCAUUGGUGUAGUGGAGUAUAUGGCAGCUGGAAUCAUCCCUGUGGCACACAAAUCUGGAGGACCCAAAUUGGAUAUUGUGACAGAAUAUGAUGAAAAACCUACAGGCUAUUUGGCAGACUCGGCAGAUACAUUUGCUGAAUGUUUGAAUGAUGCCUUAUCAUUGAACGAAAAGGAUUAUGAAGAAAUGGCAAGCAACGCUCGUGCGUCUGCAUCCGAUAGGUUUUCUGAAGAAUCUUUUAGUUCAGAUUUAUUACGCUGCCUUCGACCUAUCUUAACCUAAAGCAGAUAGAACCAUAUUAGAGUUGUCUUCAUCUUAGAUACAGAAAUAAACAACUAGGAGACUUUAUGUGAAUAAAACUACACACUUAUUAAACAA
This is a messenger RNA of Mycotypha africana, 1101 nucleotides long. RefSeq lists its product as uncharacterized. Bases 217 to 1005 code for a protein of 262 amino acids. The transcript is spliced from 2 exons. Gene Ontology annotation, biological process: protein N-linked glycosylation. The record is from RefSeq and is a predicted model, not a curated record. Gene Ontology annotation, cellular component: endoplasmic reticulum membrane. Gene Ontology annotation, molecular function: GDP-Man:Man(3)GlcNAc(2)-PP-Dol alpha-1,2-mannosyltransferase activity. NCBI's taxonomy places the organism in Eukaryota, Fungi, Mucoromycota, Mucoromycetes, Mucorales, Mycotyphaceae.